Marmota monax (woodchuck) is the source of this 991-nucleotide messenger RNA. It is a transcript of the gene Ubb, whose product is annotated as ubiquitin B. The coding region runs from base 163 to 852 and encodes 229 amino acids. Gene Ontology annotation, molecular function: protein tag activity; ubiquitin protein ligase binding. The record is from RefSeq and is a predicted model, not a curated record. Gene Ontology annotation, cellular component: cytoplasm; nucleus. The transcript is spliced from 2 exons. Gene Ontology annotation, biological process: protein ubiquitination; modification-dependent protein catabolic process. Lineage: Eukaryota; Metazoa; Chordata; Mammalia; Rodentia; Sciuridae.
GUCGAAGUGAUAAGUGACGCAACAGACGUUGCAUAAAUUUCACCUCCGCCGGAGCGGCGCAUUCAGUGGCGAGUGGCUUUGUGGAUUGACGGUGUGCUGCUUUACGGCUGGAUCGCGGUGACUGGUGGUUGGUGGCCUCUUCGCAUUCGAUAACAGGUCAAAAUGCAGAUCUUUGUGAAGACCCUGACUGGCAAGACCAUCACCCUGGAGGUGGAGCCCAGUGACACCAUUGAGAAUGUGAAGGCCAAGAUCCAGGAUAAAGAAGGCAUCCCCCCUGACCAGCAGAGGCUCAUCUUUGCAGGCAAGCAGCUGGAAGAUGGCCGCACUCUUUCUGACUACAACAUCCAGAAAGAGUCCACCCUGCACCUGGUCCUGCGCCUGAGGGGUGGUAUGCAGAUCUUUGUGAAGACCCUGACUGGCAAGACCAUCACCCUGGAGGUGGAGCCCAGUGACACCAUUGAGAAUGUGAAGGCUAAGAUCCAGGAUAAAGAAGGCAUUCCUCCUGACCAGCAGAGGCUCAUCUUUGCAGGCAAGCAGCUGGAAGAUGGCCGCACUCUUUCUGACUACAACAUCCAGAAAGAAUCUACCCUGCACCUGGUCCUGCGCCUGAGGGGUGGUAUGCAGAUCUUCGUGAAGACCCUGACUGGCAAGACCAUCACCCUGGAGGUGGAGCCCAGUGACACCAUUGAGAAUGUGAAGGCCAAGAUCCAGGAUAAAGAAGGCAUUCCCCCUGACCAGCAGAGGCUCAUCUUUGCAGGCAAGCAGUUGGAAGAUGGCCGUACUCUUUCUGAUUACAAUAUCCAGAAAGAGUCCACCCUGCACCUGGUCCUUCGUCUGAGGGGUGGCUGUUAAUUCUUAAGUCUGCAUUCAUGGUGCGCAGUUAUAGUAUUAUGCUGCACAUAGCCAUUUGCCCCAGUAUAAGUUUAGAAAUUACCAGUUUCAGUAAAAGCUGAACCUGUCCAAAAUGUUAAUAAAGUUUUGUUGCAUGGUA